This is a messenger RNA of Calliphora vicina (urban bluebottle blowfly), 1817 nucleotides long. It is a transcript of the gene DCAF12, whose product is annotated as DDB1 and CUL4 associated factor 12-like protein. Gene Ontology annotation, molecular function: protein binding. Gene Ontology annotation, cellular component: Cul4-RING E3 ubiquitin ligase complex. Lineage: Eukaryota; Metazoa; Arthropoda; Insecta; Diptera; Calliphoridae. Bases 127 to 1503 code for a protein of 458 amino acids. The transcript has 6 exons. The record is from RefSeq and is a predicted model, not a curated record.
UUUUGCAACAAAAAAAUGAAUAUUCUAUAAAACUCGUUUGUAACAAUAAUUAAAAAUAGGAAAAUAAUUGUAAUUUAAAAAUUUAACAAUUUAAAUAUUUAGAAGUUCUCAAAAAAUUAACAAAAUAUGUUCAAUGGCAUGGUACAGACCAUACGAAAUAGUGUCGUAGGCACGUAUCCCUCCUGUCAUGUAAAUUCUCGUCUGGAUGAACGUAGAGCCAAGGCAAGAGCUUUGAGGGCAGAGCGUAGACGUAAGCCGGAUAAGCCAGAUGAUUUUGUAACUUAUGAAGAUUCUGGUAGUGAUGAAGAGACACCCCAACAACAAGAGGAAGUAUUGAAUACUUCAUACAAUAUUUUCGACUUUAUAAGAAGCAGGGAGAAUGGAUUAAGUGAGAGACGUAAUUUCAAUUUCGAGCAAACAAGUCGUUAUGUUUUGACUCAUGAUAUGUUAAGGGAGACCCAAAUCAAUUUGGGCUACAUAAAUAAGGUUUUUUGCUCCAAGUGGCUAAGUAAUCGUCAAGUUAUAUUUGGUACCAAAUGCAAUAAGCUUCUUGUAUAUGAUGUUAAUAUGCGUCGUGUGGACGCAAUUCCUACUUUAUCAACGAAUCGUGCAAACCAUGCUGAAGUUCAGGGAGGUCUACAUGCGAUAGAAAUUAAUCCGAGUCGUACUUAUAUGGCAACAGGAGCUCGAAAUUCCGCUGAUGUUGCCAUUUAUCGUUUGCCUACAUUGGACCCGGUGUGUGUGGGCGAGAAUGGCCAUCGUGAUCUAAUCAUGGGCAUGUGCUGGUUAGAUGAUCAGUUUUUGGUGUCUGGUUCCAAAGAUUCACGAAUGGCCUUAUGGCGUAUAAAUGAAGAUCAUAUGGAAUUUCCAGAUGGUGGCAAAGAAUCAUGUCCCACAUUUGCUACGAUAAAUCCAUUGUGCGUACGAGAUUGUCGUACUGCCCAAAGGAUUCGUUCACUUUGUUUUAACAAAGAAUUUCGUGAGAUUGCUGCUCUAUCCUUGAACGGUUACAUUCAUGUCUUCAAUGCUGAAACAUUCAAACAAAAACUAUCACGCAAACUGCCAAAUUGUCAAGACAAUGUUAGUAUAGCAUACCAUAGUGAUGGUCUCUAUGCUAUAGGUUGUCGUUCAUAUACAAUACUACUGGAUACAAGAACAUUACAGACAAUAAAAAAGAUUACCUCGCGAUACAGUGGUUGUGGUAUUAGGGCCACAUCGUUUGAGGGCAACCUUUUAACGGUGGGUACCGGUCUGGGCAUGCUAUUGUUCUAUGAUAUACGUGCUGGUAAAUAUUUGGAAAGUAGCGUUAACGCUUCACGUACGGUAACAUUAAAAUGUAGUAAAGGGAUAGUGUAUCCAGAGGAUGAAAUGGAUGGAUUUAAUGUUAAAUAUGUUCCCGCUAUUUAUACACACUGUUAUGAUAGUACUGGUAUGCGUUUAUUUGCAGCUGGUGGUCCCUUGCCAGCCACUUUAGUUGGAAAUUAUGCGGGUGUUUGGCAAUAGUGUUAAUUUUUCGUAGCUGCUUAGUUUAAAAAAGAAAACCGAAACAAAUGUGAGAAAUUAAAACUGACUAAUUAUUAAGUAAUACUACUUUAGCAAUAUUUAUUUAAAACAAUUCAAAAAAUUAUAAUAAUGUAGCUGUAUAUGAAACAACAUAAUAGGGGUAUAACUAAAAUAUCAUAACUAAGACGUUACUACUUUUUAGAAUGUUUUAAGAUUAAUAUGAUUAUAUUUAUAUAUUAUUUGCAAUAAAUCAUGAAGAAUAAAUUAUGUGAGAAAUUUGGAAGAAAUAUAGAAGUAAAAAAGUUAAUUCAAAA